AUGGCCCAGCGGCCAUCAGUGCCAAUCGCUAUUAUCGGGAACUAUAUCUCUCGUCGUCGACAAGUCUCUCUGGAAGAGGCCGAAGCUCUAGCCCAAGGCUUAAAAUGCAGAUUUCUUGGAGAAGUACAUGCUAUUCGCGAUGGACCUUACUCAUACGCCGAUGGAACUUUAGAAUCCAUCCUGAAUCUCUAUAGGGACGCGUUUUUUGGCGACUUCGACAGCGAAACUGGCGAACAUCGAAAGGAGAAGGAAUUCAAAGGCGAAGUUCUGUCAUCUGGACUGAAGGACAUAGCCAAACAGAAACGCCACAAACUGGCGAACAUCUUUAUGAAUCCCAAACCACCGAAAUAUCGCUCCUCAACGAGCUUGGGGGGAAUCGCGACUGGCUGCAGCCCUCGUAGCGUUGUCGGCGUUGGUGGGGGUAACAGGUGCGCCCAUCGCCCCGUUUGCUGCACCGAUAACAAGUUCAGCGAGUGCCUCCCCCUGUGA
Messenger RNA from Coprinopsis cinerea okayama7#130, 489 nucleotides. RefSeq lists its product as hypothetical. Gene Ontology annotation, cellular component: fungal-type cell wall. The record is from RefSeq and is a predicted model, not a curated record. Gene Ontology annotation, molecular function: structural constituent of cell wall. Bases 1 to 489 code for a protein of 162 amino acids. Lineage: Eukaryota; Fungi; Basidiomycota; Agaricomycetes; Agaricales; Psathyrellaceae. The transcript is spliced from 4 exons.